Molecule: messenger RNA, 2349 nt
Organism: Betta splendens (Siamese fighting fish)
Lineage: Eukaryota; Metazoa; Chordata; Actinopteri; Anabantiformes; Osphronemidae
Product: extracellular calcium-sensing receptor-like
Exons: 5
Coding region: 16-2316 (766 amino acids)
Biological process (GO): G protein-coupled receptor signaling pathway
Cellular component (GO): membrane
Molecular function (GO): G protein-coupled receptor activity
Source: RefSeq, a predicted model, not a curated record
CAGAUUGCUCAGUCUAUGCGUUUUGCCAUUGAGGAAAUUAAUAACAGCACAGAGCUACUACCUGGAGUCUCUCUGGGAUAUAAAAUGUAUGACACGUGUAGCUCUAUUGCCAGGAGUGUGAGGGUUGCUUUGGCAAUGUCUAAUGACAAUGAAGUUGUAUUUGACACGUCAGAGGCUUCAUGCACCAAACCUGCACAAGUGCAGGCAAUAAUAGGAGAAACAUCUUCUUCCCCAUGCAUGGCUAUAGCUGCUGUUAUUGGACCCUUUCACGUACCACAGAUCAGUCCCUAUGCCACAUGUGCUUGUCUCAGUGAUAAAUCCAAGUACCCAUCCUUCCUCAGAACAAUACCCAGUGACUACUAUCAGAGCAGAGCUCUGGCCCAGCUGGUCAAACACUUUGGUUGGACUUGGGUUGGAGCCAUUAGAAGUAAUAAUGAUUAUGGAAAUAAUGGCAUGGCUACAUUCACACAAACAGCUCAGCAGCUGGGCAUCUGUCUGGAGUAUUCUGUAGCUUUCUUCAGGACAGACCCAUCAAACAAGAUACAAAAGAUUAUUGAUGUAAUCAAACAUUCCACCUCCAAGGUGAUUGUUGCUUUUCUGUCUUUUCUGGAUUUGGAUGUGCUUGUGCAUAAGCUUUCUAUUUCCAAUAUGACUGGCUAUCAGUGGGUUGGCAGUGAAGGCUGGAUAUUUGAUCCUCAAAUUGCACACAUGGAUAAAAGUCACAUUCUGGAUGGUGCCAUAGGUCUGUCGAUCCCCAAAGCAUAUGUCAGAGGCAUGAAAGAAUUCAUAAUGGAUGUGACGCCACUGAGUUCACAAAGCAACAGCCUGUUAAUAGAGUUCUGGGAAACAUUAUUUAACUGUAAAUUUAAUCAGUCAAAUUCAUCAACAGAUAAUCUGAAACAAUGUUCUGGACAUGAAAAUUUAGCUGGAAUGCAACAUAGCUUCACUUAUAUGUCACUUACGCCAAUAUUCAACAAUGUUUAUAAAGGAGUGUAUGCUGUGGCCCAUGCACUUCAUAAGAUACUGGAUUGCAACAAAACAUGUAACUAUAAAGUAAAGCUGGAUCCAUUCACAAUUUUACAGGGUUUGAAAAACAUUACAUUUGAAACAAAGGAAGGAGAUGAAGUUUACUUCAAUCGGGAUGGAGACCCACCAGCAAAGUAUGAAAUUAUAAACUGGCAGCCAACAGAAAAUGGUGUUGUGGACUUUGUCACAGUUGGUCUCUAUGAUGCAUCUUUACCUGCAGACAAACAGCUUAGUCUGAAAAAUAAGACUUUUAUCUGGGCACAGAACUCAACACAGGUACCUGUGUCAAUUUGCAGUGAGAAAUGUUCCUCAGGAACCCGUAAGGUUCUCCAGAAAGGAAAGCCUGUCUGCUGCUAUGAAUGUAUAAGAUGUGCAGACGGUGAAAUAAGCAACACCACAGAUUCUGUCACCUGUGUUCAAUGUCCACCUGAAUUUUGGUCAAAUGACAGAAGAGAUGUGUGUGUAAAGAAGAAGGCAGAGUUUCUAUCCUAUGAAGAAAUGAUAGGAGCACUUCUUACUGCAGCACCUAUGUGUGGAGCAUGCAUGACUGCAAUUGUAGCCUUCAUUUUCUUCACAUACAGGAAAACUCCUAUUGUCAGGGCCAACAACUCUGAGCUGAGCUUCCUGCUGCUCUUCUCCUUGACUCUGUGCUUCCUGUGUUCUCUGACCUUCAUGGGUCAACCCUCUAAGUGGUCCUGCAUGCUGAGACACACAGCAUUCGGCAUCACCUUUGUCCUCUGUAUGUCUUGUGUUCUAGCCAAAACUGUGGUGGUGUUAAUGGCCUUCAGAGCUUCACUUCCAGGCAGUAAUGUGAUGAAAUGGUUUGGACCAACACAGCAGAGACUCAGUGUUCUGGCCUUCACUCUCAUACAGGUUGUAAUAUGUGUCCUUUGGUUAACGAUUUCUCCUCCUUUUCCAUUUAAGAACUUGAAGGUAGUCAAAGACAGAAUCAUCUUAGAAUGUGCUCUGGGCUCAGCUGUAGGAUUCUGGGCUGUACUUGGCUACAUAGGUUUUCUGGCUCUGCUCUGUUUCAUUCUUGCUUUUCUGGCCCGGAAACUGCCUGAUAACUUUAAUGAGGCCAAGUUCAUCACCUUCAGCAUGUUGAUAUUCUGUGCAGUGUGGAUCACUUUUAUUCCAGCAUAUGUCAGCUCUCCUGGAAAGUUCAGUGUCGCUGUUGAGAUAUUUGCUAUUCUGGCCUCUAGUUUUGGACUGUUGAUAUGUAUAUUUAUUCCAAAAUGUUACAUUAUCUUACUGAAACCUGAGAAGAACACAAAGAAGAAUAUGAUAUAGAAAGGAACACAAAAAAUCUUCUGGAAAUCUCCA